CGCAAAUUUUUAUAACAAAUUGACAGUCUGAUUUUGUAGUGGUAAUAAAAAUGUCACUUGUGUUGUAUAAAGUGGACAGAAGUCCUCCGGUCAGAGCAGUUCUUAUGACAAUUGAGAUACUAGAACUUAAAUAUAAAUCUAUAGAAGUCAACACUCUGGCUGGAGAGCAUUUGAAACCGGAAUAUCUAGAAAAGAACCCUAUGCACACAGUGCCUUUGCUUGAAGACGGAAAAUUUUCUCUCGCUGAUAGUCAUGCCAUCAUCACGUACUUAGUAUCUAAAUAUGGAGCAGAUAAGCGAGAAGAUUUGUAUCCUAAUGACUUGGGCAUAAGAGCUACUAUAAACCAACGUUUGUAUUUCGAUGCAGGUGUAUUGUUCCCAAAAUUAAUGGCCAUCUCCAGACCAAUGUUCAGAAAAGAAACGACUGGACCGAGUCCACAGCAAGUUGAAGAAAUAGAAGAGACAUAUGGUAUAUUGGAGAGUUAUCUUAGGCAGUCUAAAUUCUUAGCUGGAAAACAUUUGAGUUUAGCCGACAUAUCUAUAGUGGCCACGAUAUCAACAUAUGAAAUAUUAAUUCCUAUAACUAAUAAAUAUCCACGAUUGUUGGAAUGGCUUAAUAUAUUGAAAAAUUGUGAUUUUUAUAAGAAAGCAAACGUACCAGGCUUGUUACAAAUAAAAGAAAUACUGGAGCAACUGAGUCAAGGUAUAUGA
Molecule: messenger RNA, 710 nt
Organism: Galleria mellonella (greater wax moth)
Lineage: Eukaryota; Metazoa; Arthropoda; Insecta; Lepidoptera; Pyralidae
Product: glutathione S-transferase 1-like
Exons: 1
Coding region: 51-710 (219 amino acids)
Biological process (GO): glutathione metabolic process
Molecular function (GO): glutathione transferase activity
Source: RefSeq, a predicted model, not a curated record